AUGCGGCUGCUCGAAUCUCUCUCCGCUAUUCUGCUGGCCUCCGCGGCUCAGGCGAAAUAUAUUGUGCCGGGUGGGCGCUGGCAGGACACUGAGGGAAACUUGGUCAAUGCCCAUGCAGGUUGCGUGUAUUUCGACAAGGAAUCGUCGAAAUUCUGGCUCUUUGGCGAGUACAAGACCGAAGGACAGGAGGAGGGAGGUGGUGUUUCGGUUUACAGCUCAGAUGAUCUUGCGACUUGGGAACACCAUGGAUUGGCCCUCGAACCUAUUGAAGGCCACCCGUACAUCUCCCCAGAGCAUAUCAUUCAGCGCCCAAAGGUCGUCUACAGCGAAGAAGCAGGGCAGUACCAUGUAGAGCAGAUGCUAUGGCACGCCGAUAACUCCACCUAUGGAUGGCUCCUCCAAGGCCUAGCGGCUGCCGACACCGUCGCAGGUCCAUACGAAUUUGUUUCUGCGACGUCCCCGUUGGGCAAUUGGAGUCAAGAUUUUGGUUUGUUUACCGACCGCACGGAUGGCAGAUCAUACGCUCUUUACUCCAACGGUGACAGUGUUGACGGCCGAGAUGUUUACCUCACCCGAUACAACACAAAUAUUACUGCCCUCGAGGAAGUGGUCUACCGCUUCCCCAAAUAUGACCUAGAAGCCCCAACCAUUAUCCAGACAGACCACAGCUACUGGGCUUUGAUGAGCCACAAGACUGGCUAUCGCCCGAACAACGUCGUUGCCUUCCGCGCCGACGAGCUCAGCGGACCAUGGUCACAGCCAUUCAUUGUGGCCCCGCUCAACACUCGCACGUUCAACUCUCAGUCCGGAUUCACCAUCAGGAUUGACGGGACGAAGCAAACAACAUACCUCUACCUCGGCGACCAAUGGGAUUCAAAUUCCCUCUGGGAGUCGCGGUACAUCUGGCUCCCUCUCCAGAUUGAUGAGCGCAAGAAGACCCUCGAGUUAGAAUGGCAUGACGUCUACGAUCUGAACGUGAAAACCGGAGAAUGGCGAAGCAUCAAGGGAAAGACAUACACAGCCAGCAAAGCAAAAACAAACGGCGAUGCCUAUCUGCAGGAGGCUAACUUUGGCACCGACGGGGUCAUAGCAACUGGCAUUUACGGAAAUGAUAGCACAAUCACUUUCGAAGGUAUCGAAGGCACCGGCAAGCCGCAGUGGGUUUCUUUCUACUACCAGAAUACUGACGACAUGGGCUUCGGCGACCAACCUGGCGGCACACCUGACCGCAUCGGCGGAAGCUGGCAACUCAGACGCAUCUCCUCCGUGGUUGUAAACGGUGACACCGAGAACGUACAGACUCUCUACCAACGCGACACCCAUAAGGGCAUCAUUCUGUCGACGCCACUGCAGCUAACGCUGAAGAAAGGGAAACGCAAUACCAUUACUGUUGGGGGUCUUUACAACGGUUUUGACUACAAAGGAGCGGAUCUGGACCGUAUUGUUGUUUAUCCUCCGGAGGAGUAA
Messenger RNA from Aspergillus nidulans FGSC A4, 1467 nucleotides. Its product is annotated as putative beta-glucanase. NCBI's taxonomy places the organism in Eukaryota, Fungi, Ascomycota, Eurotiomycetes, Eurotiales, Aspergillaceae. The coding region runs from base 1 to 1467 and encodes 488 amino acids. Gene Ontology annotation, molecular function: hydrolase activity, hydrolyzing O-glycosyl compounds. The record is from RefSeq and is a predicted model, not a curated record. The transcript has 9 exons. Gene Ontology annotation, biological process: carbohydrate metabolic process.